Messenger RNA from Bacillus rossius redtenbacheri, 7574 nucleotides. RefSeq names its product protein pigeon (gene pigeon). NCBI's taxonomy places the organism in Eukaryota, Metazoa, Arthropoda, Insecta, Phasmatodea, Bacillidae. Bases 204 to 2882 code for a protein of 892 amino acids. Gene Ontology annotation, cellular component: trans-Golgi network. The transcript is spliced from 17 exons. Gene Ontology annotation, biological process: positive regulation of amyloid-beta formation. The record is from RefSeq and is a predicted model, not a curated record.
UUUGUUACAAUAUUUAACACAUUUUUACCGAUUUUUUUGUAUUUCUUUUUAAUAUUUCUUACACAUAACUUAGAAUAAUUUACAGAAAUACUAAACAAAUUACGAAGUUGUCAUUUUGACUUCCUUAUUGUGUUGUGAUAACAAAUCAAAACAACCGGGUAUCUGGAGAAAAUCGACGCGAGACUGUUACGCAGUUGAUUGUUAUGGUGGAAAAUUUAAAAGGAAAACUUGGUGCCCUCUUUCAAAAUGAAUCUAAUAAUUUCAAAGGAGACGCGACGGACUGGAGGCUGCUGGGGCAGGAGCGCGACGGCUUGCUGCUGGUGGGCUGGACCCUGAGUGCGGACCACACCGCCCGCACUUGCAUCGGAGCCUUCGACUAUGCCUCCAACUGCCUCCAGGUGCUGCACGUGUUGGACAGCCUGGUCCAUGUCGUGCAGGCGUCCGUGAGCCACUCUCGCCAACUCCUGGGCUACGUGGUGAAGGAGGUGAAGGAGGAGGAGGCGUACCGGGCGUGCCUGGCGCAGCUGGGACCCCACGGGGCCACGGAGCAGCCCUUGGGGGCCCGCUCCACGCACCAGACGCUGGUGCAGUUCCUCUACCGGCGCAAGGACCGGUCGGCCGCGGAGAAGCUGGUUCACCUGGUCCACCAGGAGCACAUUGUUCUGCAGCAGUUGACCAGAGUUGAAACAGAAGAUGGAAACUGGGAACCGGGCGACGCGGAGAGCCUGGUGCAGGCCUUCACGUGGGCGCAGUGGGACCCCGAGCACCAGUGCCUCUACUACAUCCACUACCGGCGGGCGGCGGCCAGCGUGGAGGGGGAGGGCGGGGAGGAGGUGGCGCCCACGCUCACCUGCUUGCAGUUCCACGACCACCUGCCCCACGAGACCGUGCUCAACAUCCCCCUGAACCUGCCCCAGCUGCCCCGCGCGGGUGAGGCCCUGUGUGCCCUGUACGAGGACGACCCCAUCCCACUGCGUGCGCACAACUGCUCCCUCGACCUGCAGGUUGUGUGCGACUCGACGGGCGUGGUCUGCAUCUGCCACCACUACUUGUACCAGCCAUUCCGGUCGCCGCAGGAGGCCGCCCGGGAGGCGGACGCCACCAGCACGGUCCACUUUGCCUACUCGGUGACGCUGCUGCACCACGGCUGCGUGAUACACUGCGUGAUGCCGGGCAUCCCGUGGGCGCGGGCGCGCGCCAUGAAGCCCACCUUCGCCCUGCACGGCGACCACCACUUGGUGGUGUACGCGCCGGGACUGUUCACGCACCUGCUGGACGUGGGGCUGAGCCACGAGCCGUGCUGCCACGUGCUGCUGAGCCCCGUGCUGGCGGGCGUGCCGGCCUCCGCCUGCCGCCUGGUGCCCCUGCUGGGGCCCGCCGGCGAGGGCCCGCUCCUCACCGUGGACCUGGGCUCGCUGGACCUGGUGCCGCUGGCCGUGGGCGGGGGCCACCUGGCGGACGCCUUCCGCCACGCCUCCAGCCUCGACAACCGCCUCGCCAUCCUGCACUACUUCCUCGUGCACCGCCACGACGCCGACAUGGUCGCCGAGCUGCUGAUGCCGCUGGCGGAGCGGCCGCUGGACCUGAGCGCGGCCAGGCUGCUGCAGGAGGCGCUGGUGGGCGGGGCCUAUGCCUCGGUGCUCAGGAGCCUGCCCUCUGACGCGGCCGCGCUCGUGGCGCUGCUGCCCUUCAGCACGGUCGUCGCUGCGCCGGAGCUCCAGGUCAAGGCGGACAAGCAGAGCGUGUCGGUGACGCAGCAGACACUGUGGAACACGGCCAUGAUGCUGCUGAGCCCGGGCCAGCGGCUGGUGCCGUACCGCGCGGACAUGUGGACGCAGCUGUGGGAGCACCUGGCGCGGCACGGCGGCAAGGAGCACGCUCGCUUCCAGCCCAGCCAGGUGGCCGACAAGCUCAUGGUGUCCCUGGUCUGCUACCAGCCGGAGGCCCUGUCGCGCUCCAGCACGCCGCUGUCGCCCGGCACGAGCCUCGUGGGCUCCGGCGCGUUGGCGGACCUGGCCAGCCUGGCGGGGCGCAAGGCCUCGGCCGACGCGCUGCCCUUCCCCGAGGUCGAGAGCUGCACGGCCAGCAAGCAGGAGCACGUCAUCUCCGUGAACCUGCGGGAGCUGAGCAUGCACCUGCUGAAGGGCGCGGCCGGCAGGCAGACGCCCAUGCACGUCCACGUGGUGGCCACGCGCUACGUCUCCGCGCAGCUCGAGACGUCCCGCCUGCUGUGCCAGCUGCUGUGCCGGAGCGCGGCCGUCGACGCGCGGCUCCAGCAGGAGAGGGGCUUCCCGCUGGUGGACCAGCUGGACGAGGGCCGGCGCCUGGUGCUGUUCCACCUGCUGGAGCGCUACCACUACGCCGUGGGCUCGCUGGCCUUCCCGCUGCCCCAGGGCUUCACCUCCUUCUUCACCUACCUGGGCUACCGCGCUCUGCCGCGCCCCGCCUUCCUGCAGUACCUGCAGCGCAGCGUGCUGGAGCUGCACGUCGACGCCCUCAAGGCCAUCUUCGCAGAUGUAGAGGACUCGCGCGAGGGCGUGCGCUGGAAGCUGCGCCUGCUGCUGCAGCUGCCGCGCUCGCGGGCCAAGCGCCUGCUGAACCAGUGGGCGCACCCCGUGAGCCUGAUGCUGCGCGCGCGCGAGCACGCCCUCGCCGUGCUGUCCGGGCUGGAGGGCACGCAGGCGGCCCGGGCCCGCCCCGCCGCGCCGCGCAGCAGGCCGGCCCCGCUCUACUCCCGAGGGCUCGCUGCCUUCCCUUCUGCUGAUAGGUUGUCUCCUCUCGACACUUUCCUUGACCUACUAACCGCUAAAGCUAGUCUGACAGAACUGGAUUUUGGUCUGCUGGUUGAAGCCACCAUCACGUCGACGGAAGACUUCUUGUAGUGAUCGCAUGUCGAGAGAGCGGCCAGGCGUGGUACAGACUGUGCUGACGUCAGGGAAGUCAUUGACAACUCUGCUGUUUGAGGGGGAAAUUGACGUGUUUGAUUUGUAGCACAUUCCGUUUAGUUACCGUACAUUUCAGUCAGGGUGAAAGUGACCUCCAUGGUCUUGCUAACUUCUUGCGUCAGGCGACUCUGAAUGUCCGUCUUCAUUCUCAUUUAUUGUAGCGCCCAGCUAUUAAGUAUGUUUUCUAAGUUUUAUUUUUGCAAAAUUACUAAGUUGUUUGAAAAAUAUAAAAUUAGGUUAGGGUAAAUGUAUAGUUUUAAUAUACAUACAGCAUGGAAUUAUUUUCAUUGCAAAAGAGCGUAUAUAUACAUUAUUUAAUAUGUGCCAUUUCACAGCCUCUAAUUGUACUUAUUAUUCAUGAAUAGGUAGAGAUAAGAUUAUAUGGUGAAUUGCGAUAAAACCGAAAUAUCACAGAAAAGCAUGGACCAGGAAAAAUUAUUUAAUUUCUUUGAUAGUGCAUCUCUUGUUGAAUCACUUUUAAACAACAAAUGCUAGCCAAUUAAUUUUUAUUGUUCUGAGUAUCUAUUUUACACAAAUUUAUUACAAAUUAAUUUAUCAUUAAAUUGCAGCGUAUGAACAUUGCAUUACACUAUUGUGGUGGUAUCAGUAUCACAAAACAGAAUUUAUCAAAAUAAAAAAAAUAAAACUGAAAUCUUCUGUUUUAAAAACAAAAUUGGACUAAAAAUAAAACCAUAAAAUCUAGUCUCAAUGAAUAGGUUGUACAUUAGCUUGUUUCUGUUAACGUUAAUGGGUAUUUGUUGUAAAUGUAACAGUCGUAUGUUCCCUGGCUUCAGUCUGAAAGCAUGGCUAUAUGUGGUAGUUAUUCCUUAUCAAACACUGACUUGUCCUACACACCAUCUCAGUAUUCUUCACCAGGCAGUGGUGCCACCUGUCCACUGUCACCUGCAAACCUACUGUUAGCAUCUAUGGUGCAUUUGGUAUGGUAUCAUACCAUAUUCAUGUCCUAUUCAGUGUAAGGAUUAUUCAUUUUUGGUUAGUGAGGUAUAAUUUAAAUUUCAUACUUAUUUAUUAGGACUAACUGAAUUUUGUUUCUAAGGUUUGUCCGACUGUAACUCGAGGCAACCAUUCCUCUGUGGUAAUCAUUAACGUGACGACUAUUUUUGACGAAAUGUACUAACAGCAAGUUUGCCCCAAGUCCAUAACAAACCUGCGAAAUGAAACACAGCUGAAUAAGUCUGCCAGACAAGUUAACAAGCUUAUGACCAGCUGUAAGUCUUGACUUGGCAGUUGGCAGCACUGCUUGGAACAACAUAGUUUUAUCAGGAGUGACAUUUUCUAUGACCAUUUCCAUGUUUUAGUCACUGUGAAAGUCUUAGAAAAGCACAAAGUUGAUCUCAAUCUAAGACUGCUUGUUUAUAGUUUUUGCAAUCUCAUAAUUGCACCUUUAAAUUUAAAAAAAUUGUGAUAAAAUUGCAAGCCAAAAAUGCAGUUAUGUUUGUAUUGAGUUCUUACUAAUAUUGUGGUUCCUUUGUACUGUAUUGUUUUAAAUUAUUUUUGUGAUUGAGGAAAACAAACCUAGUACGUAAUAUCUGAUGCUGUUUACAUCAGUAAAUAAUACUUGAAUAAUUACAGUGAUGUAAUAACUUCUUGUUACAGUUUUGACUAGGAUUAAAUAAUACAGCUUAGGCUAUGAAUGAUGGCAAGGGAGGUAGCGGUCAUCAUCCAGAAGUGCCGUCUCGGCCAGAGCGUUUGCUCGCGCGCGGAACUGUCGAGGGAGCGUGGUGCGGCUUGCAGGCGACUGUGACUCGCUGACUCACGAGACGUAGCGUGUCCGAGAGACAGGAUUGUGAAAGCAACCUGCAGCUUCUGUCGUCAAUGAAACGCACACUAUUUACAACUACGCACAAACAUUUUGUUUUUCAUGAACCACUUUUAUGCUCGCAGCAAUAAAAUCGUGGAGAUCAAUGUGUUCUCUGCACCAGCGUUGGCAGUGGAAGGCACAGAAGACGAGUGCCGAGGAACGGGGAACACCGGUUAGGCACCUUGCAGGCACCAGGGUAGGCAACACCCGUGCAGAUGUGAACAGAAACUGGAUCAGAAUUGUGGUUCUGAUCCAACCACAAACAGCAAAAUUGAUAAAAUGGAAUAUUAUUUCCUCUGUUUUCACAGGCAUAUCAAUUCAAAGAAAUUUAAUUUUGGAUUUAGAAGAAAAAAUUACAAUAGUUCAAUUCAAAAAAGGCCUACACACUGGAACUACUAUCAGUUCAUUGAGAACGUAGUAAUAUUACAGACAAUUCCUGUAGUACAGUAAAUUCCUGUUACGAAGUUUUGUUAAGGUUACUUAUAUAUUUAGACUUAUUAACAGCAAAAUUUUAUUUAAAGUGUAAUAUUGUAUGUAUUUAUAGGUCUAUCAUUAUAUUUUUAUAACUUAUUAUAAAGGAAAUUUUCUCAAGUGAGAUUUUCUUUGAAAGGUAUUACUGUAUUUGAUUAAAUAAGGUUGGUGCUUCACAAGCUAGGUUAUCAGUUAAUGUAUGCGCACACAUUGUGUGACAAAUCACACUUUGAAAUAUGGUGCAAAAAAAUUUUUUUCGACACAGUUAGGUUUUUUAAUAGUGAAGGUUCAAAUUCAAAUUUUCUCAUCUAAAUCUUGAGGAACGGUAAUAGGAUAGAUAGGCAAGACAAGAAACACAAACUCCAGACUUGUCAGGGUUUAAUUAAAGAAUUAAAUACAUUUCUUCCAAUAUUUUUCUUUGAAUCCUUUUCUUCGAAUCUCACAUCUUUCAAAUGGGAGAUUUUAGAUGGAUCCAUCUCUAAUUUUAAAUCAACGACAUAAUUCUGGUGAACUGCAUCAGCGAACAAGGUUCUCAAUUCCAAUAGACAAGUGGAGGUAUUUCAAUGAACCAGGUACAUCGUGCAAACGAUGCCCGACAGGACAAAACAUGCUUACGGACUCACUCAAGAAAAACUAAACUCACGAGAACAAAUAUCUUCAAGAGCCAAACAGUAAUUACAAACGGACAGCACAGCUCAUUUAUCUGGUGUGCGUGAGGAGUGGACAGAAUGUCGGCUAGUUCCUCAAGCGAACAUUGAGGUUUGCCUUGGAGAGUGACGUGAGUAGUCGGCAGAUUCAGCUCGUUCUUCCAGGCACUGCAUCAUUGCUGGUGAAACUACUGCAUGUUUGAACACUGCAGCGGUAUCCUAGGCAGUUGCUACUAGAGGCUUGUUUUUGCUCAGCAGUUCAAACAUGUAUCUUAAUAAGUAGGCAUCAAAUAUUCAUAAAAUCAGAACUAAUGUAUAACAUAAUAAGAGAAUUUCAAGAAACAGCAUAAAGAGAAUUUUAAUUUAGCUUCAAAUGAUUUUAAGUUUUUAAUGUGACGUCUUAGCUCUCGGUAUACAGUAGGAGGGUUUCGUGCAUGGAACGGAAAUGUAUAACCACCACAGUGCUGCCACCUAUGGCGAGUGGCACGAACCAAAGUUUACAAAGAAAAAGGGAAAAAUUCAUAGUAUUAACUAUUUAAUGAAUAUUUUAACAAGAUGGGUAGUAUUUUAAUAAAAUUCCUUGUCGAAAAUCAUGUUGAAAGCCCUUUCUCGUUUUUAUCAGAGCCGUUUCAUAACAUAAUUUAAAGUUUCAGUCUGCGGAUGGAAUGAUUUGAUACUCCAUUCAGCUGCUCCUGCAGCGAUUCCUUGCGGUGGUUGCUGAAACUAAGAUUCACAUCCAGAAAUUUAGUUGAAAACACAAUUUGCAUGUACAUAUUUGUUACGUUCGGCAUUAUUUUAAAGAAUUCUACAUUCUACAUGAGAACACUUGAAUUUGCUCAUUACCGAGAUUAGAUGUUACUCAUCUCUGGCGACUACUUGUAAGACUCUCUCACAUUUUUUUUUGCACAAAUAUGAUUACAACACUUAUUUUUGAAGUGAAUAUCACAUGAAAUGAAAUAUAUUUUUAUUUUAUUAUCAAUUAUAUAUGGUAUUAUUUUUUUAUAUCAUACCAAAUAAACACUCAACAAAAUGUAAUAUUCCCAUGGUAAAAUCAACAAAUGUUCUGAUUCCAACUGUUUAUAUUUUUUCUUGGUGUGUUACUGCACUUUUAACAUCCGAAAGUUUCAGGGUAAUGUUGUGAACGUUUGCCAUAAUUGCUAGCGACAGCCAAAAAAAACUAUACAUUUUGUAUUGUAUCAGUAGCUAUAUGUAUUUUAGUCAAAUAGAAUAUUGUGAUUGAAAAAAUACUACCAAGGUUAUUAUUUUAUAGUCAGUAUUUUCAAUUGUUGUACAGUUGUUUAGCAUUUAAGAAUAGUUCUAAGAGAAAUUUUAAUUAUUAUGGAAGAAAAUGAAAUACAUUAUUCUUGUUGUUGUACAAGAAAGCCAGGCCCGAGACGUGUCAGCCUUGCUGAUGUGUGACUGAUGUCACAUGCAUCUUCCGCUACAGUCUCUACUUGUCUCCAACAUCGUGUGUGGUGUUCAUGUCUCGUGAAUGCUAUGAGAUCAGUGUAUAUUUGUAUGUAAGUCUUCCUGAGCAUGUGUGUGUCAAUGUUCUGUUCCAGUUGUUCACAGUAUACUACUUAUGCUUGAAAACUAUUCCAAUUUUCUAGUCAUAGCUGGUUCAAAUAUGUUCAAAUAUGUUGGUCAGUGUACAAAAUAAAAAUAAUAAAUAGGUAUGCUUUGUUUGAA